UCCCCCGGCCCUGCCGCUCCUCCCCGGCCUCCGCAGCCCCGGUCCGGCGGGCGUGCCACCCACAGCCAGUGGCUCUGUCCAUGAUGCUGCAGUGCAAACACCCUCAGGAAUUCAGCUUCGGGCCCCGGGCUCUGAAGGAUGCACUGAUCUCCACUGAUCCAGCCCUGCAGGAGCUCUAUGCCAAGGCUUUCUCCAGGGCAGAAAAGCUGUUCCUCUCUGAAGCCUACAACCCAGAGAGAACCCUCUUCUGCACGCUGCUCAUCCGGACAGCGUUCGACUGGCUCCUCAGCCACCCUGAUGCUCCUGAGGAUUUUGAGACAUUCUAUCAUGCCAUGCUGAGGAGGAAGCAGAACUUCUAUCGAAAGCACAUCUACCUGCAGCCUAUAGACUUAACUGAAGGACCUGCUGGGCUCUCGUUGCUGGAUUCCCUCCAGAGCUGUGUUGAGUCUUUCUUCCUGGGUCUCCGUGUGAAGUGCCUUCCCUCCAUCCCCAUCUCUUCCAUUCACUGCUGCUACCGCCACAGCCAGGACUCAGACAGGGUGCAGCUUCAUGCAGAUGGGAUCCUGAAUUUCCUGAAGAACAACAAGCCCAUGGAUGCCCUCUGUGUCCUUGGACUCACUCUGCUGGACCUUUAUCCAUGUGAGACCUGGAGCUUCACGUUCAGCAAAUUCCUGCCAGGACAAGAAGUGGGAGUCUGCAGCUUUGCCAGAUUUUCUGGGGAUUUCCCCCAGGCUGGCUGUAGCAGCUUGAAUCCCCUCACACAGAAGGAACAGUUACAUGAAGACAGCAAAGAAAGCAGAGCCCAAGCACUGCUGUUCAGUGCCCAAGAGAUGGUUCAGUGCUGCAAGGUGACCUGUCACGAGAUCUGCCACCUGAUGGGGCUGGGGACCUGUCGUUGGCUGCAGUGCAUCAUGCAGGGUGCCCUGAGCUUGGAGGAAGCUCUGCUGAGGCCCCUGGAGCUCUGCCCCAUCUGCCUCCGCAAGCUGCAGCACGUCGUGGGCUUCAAGCUUGUCGAGCGUUACCGGAAACUCUACGCUUGGACACAGACUGUGUUGUCCACAUGGCCAAGACAAGAGUCAACAGAGCUGUCAUCCUCAGAAGACAUCCUCCCAUUCAGCUCAGACUCUGGGAUGUGCUGUGAGAACGACUCCGAAGCUGUGACCUCCUUGUCUGAGCCCCUGACACCAGACACUUGCAGCCAGGCCCUCUCCAUCGGCCAGGAGCUGGAGCAGGAUGAGCAUUCCUGUUCCCUGGCAGAGGCACCCAGCCAGCCCCAGCUCACCAAGCCCACCAAAUCCACAGAUAUCAUUAAAGAUUAUGAACUGUGGCUGGAGAUGUGCAUUGCUGCCCUGGAGAGGAAUGUCUCCGAGGAGGAACUGGCCCAAGUGGACAAGACGGUGGAUGCUCUGGCUAAGUGGGAAAUGUUUACGGGACAGCUGCCUGCUAUGAAGAAGGACCUACCCUUUGCAAGGGACAACACUGGGCUACGGAAAGUUCUUGGAGACAAAUUUUCCUCCUUGAGAAGGAAACUGAGCUCCAGAAAACUGUCCAAAGGGGAAUCAUCCCCUCAUCGGUGGCGGUGGGAGGAAAACUAA
This is a messenger RNA of Calypte anna (Anna's hummingbird), 1595 nucleotides long. It is a transcript of the gene AMZ1, whose product is annotated as archaelysin family metallopeptidase 1. Gene Ontology annotation, molecular function: metallopeptidase activity. Bases 81 to 1595 code for a protein of 504 amino acids. The record is from RefSeq and is a predicted model, not a curated record. Lineage: Eukaryota; Metazoa; Chordata; Aves; Apodiformes; Trochilidae. The transcript is spliced from 7 exons. Gene Ontology annotation, biological process: proteolysis.